This is a messenger RNA of Mya arenaria, 1547 nucleotides long. Its product is annotated as monocarboxylate transporter 4-like. Gene Ontology annotation, molecular function: monocarboxylic acid transmembrane transporter activity. The transcript has a single exon. Lineage: Eukaryota; Metazoa; Mollusca; Bivalvia; Myida; Myidae. Bases 3 to 1412 code for a protein of 469 amino acids. Gene Ontology annotation, biological process: monocarboxylic acid transport; transmembrane transport. The record is from RefSeq and is a predicted model, not a curated record.
UCAUGUCUUAUGCUGACAACGAAAAACAACACAUAGUCACUGGAAAAAGUGUUUGGAACAAGAAAAGAGAAACUGUGAAGGAAACAACGUUUCUUGUUGGCAAAUAUGGAACAAAACAGACUGAAUAUGCAUUGGCUGAUUCCAAAGAAACGCCGAAAGGACUUAUCGUGGAUGGGGUUUCGAAAUUAGAACUUACUGUUAUGGUGCUCGCUUCACUCCUCGCCCAUAUGUUGGCUAUGGGCUUCAGUUACAGUUUGGGUGUUCUAUACACAGAGUUCGUCCGUGUGUACGAGAGCAGUAGAACUCUGGCUGCGCUGGUACAGAGCCUCUAUCUGAGCAUCGCAAUCGCCGGCGGUGGCCUUUGGAACACCCCAGUCCAGAAAUACGGCGUCGGCAAAUGCGCCGUCGUCGGAAGCUUGAUAACUGCAGCUGGUUUGGCGGUGAACAGUGCUUUCAGCAACGUAUGGAUUGCCAUAGUAUUUAUUGGCGUGGUAUCGGGGUUCGGAGCUUCCAUAAUAAACAUAGGACCAUUCCUAAUACUAAAUAAGAUGAAAUGGACGGGGAAGUCCAAUUGCAUGCCUAUAAUUUCUAUUGGAGCGAGUUUGGGACAAUUUAUCACCACCGUGCUGGCGGAAGAACUCCUACAGAGGUAUGGUUUGACAGGAGCACAACUGAUAUUUUCCGGACUUCUCCUUAAUUUGUUGCCAAUCGCGCUUAUUAUGCAUUGUUUCGAAAAACGGGUGUCCCGUAACAUAUUGAAUUUACGUGAAAAUUCGGAAUCAAACUCACUUUUUAGUAAAAAACUUUGCAAGAUGUGGCGCUUUCAACUCAUGAUUAUAAAUGCUGUUUUAAUGUGCAUAGCCGUUUUUGUCGAGCCGAAAUUUAUUGUGGACUUAAUGGUACUGAAGAACUAUUCGCGGGAAUUGGGUUCAUUAUUCGCUUCCUACAUCGGCCUCGCAAACCUCGGCGGACGGAUUGUCGGGGCGUGCUUGAAGUUCUUCAUUCCGGGACACAGUAUAUUGAUCAUAGCGCUGGGAUCCGCGGUCAACGGAGCUUCACACGCCCUUGUACUAUACAUGGGGUCGUAUGGAGGGCUUCUGGGAGCCGCUUUACUCAGUGGAUUCUCCUACGGAAGUAUUGUGUCUCGUUUCUCCGUUAUGUUCUAUGAAAUAUUUGACAUUAGUUUAUUCCCGCCGGCGAUUGUCGGAUACAAUAUCGUCGGCGGUAUCGGUGGUAUCGUCGGCGGCUACGCUGGCGGGCUGAUUAACGACGAAACCGGAAGUUAUGACCUGAUUUUUCUUAUAGCCACGGUGUGUAGCUUUGUAAACGCCGCCUCAUUUCUGAUCCUUGUAGUGUCAAAGAUGUCGUGUUUAGCCUCUAGUCAGAAUCGUUAUGAGCGCAUUCCAAUCUGAUAAUUUAGGUUUAACAAAGAACCUUUAAAUUAAGGCAUAUUCUUAUCCUAACUUGCUACAACUAUUGUCAUAAAAUACAUUCAUGCAUUCAAUUUUUGUAUAUUGGUUAUUUAGUUUUGUAUGAGUGUAAAAUUA